UAAUCAGUCUCUCAAAUCUACAGGCAGUCGAAGUUGAACCACUGCCAAGCAGCUAACCUUCCCACUCUCUCGGAACCUUCUCGAAUCACACCGAAAACCUCAAUUUUCUCUCUCCUCAAUCCCCAAGAAUUUUAUAGGUUUCCGCAUCCCAUUAUCGGCGAAUUCGUCAGGCAUUUGAUCCGUGCGAACAAUGGAGGGAGGCGCAUCUGUGUCGCCGGAGAAGGCCGCGGAAUCAGCUUCCUACACUUAUUGGGUGCGAGAGGCGAGCCGCGACGCCGCGCCUCUGCCCGCGCCCAAGAAGAUUGACCCGGCGGAUGCCUGCAAUCGGCCCACCCAAUCUCACCUUGGCUCCGCCUGGAAUCGGGCUGGAACGUGGGAGGAAAAGAAUUUAAACAAGUGGGCAAAUGAGAGAAUCAAGGAGUUGCUUCUCUCUAUGGGUUCACUAGAGUUCUCUGGGGGCAAGGCUGAAAUAACAGAUGUGACAAGAUGCUCUGGAGAUGCAUUCUUGGUUACUGUUAGGAACAAGAAAAGAGUUGGCUAUACUUAUGAGUUAUCACUAACAGUAAAAGGAGAAUGGGCAAUUGAAGGGGAGACAAAGAAGAUGAAUGGUGACGUUGAUGUUUCCGAGUUCUCCUUUGGUGAGCUGGAUGACUUGGAGAUCCAAGUAAAGCUCCGUGAAGACAAAGACGUCCAGCCGCAAGCUAAGCAGCAGAUUCUUAAAGAUCUGAAGUUAUUUCUGCAGCCACUUCGCGAGCAUUUGCUUCGAUUCGAGGAGGAACUCAAAGGUAGAUGAUGCUUUAUCCCAUUGCUAUCUAUAUAAUUAUAUAUGGUGGUUGAUAAUAUGUGGCUUCUAUCAUCAUUUACAUUCAAAUGUACUCAAAUGUGUAACAGUAGCUUACAUUAAAUCCAUAUAUUUUGACAAUGGAGUUUGAGAUUAUUGUAACUUUUGCCGCUAUUUUUAGACUUGGUUUAUUGGAGCCUUGAAUAAUAGUAAAAGUUACUAGGUUA
Molecule: messenger RNA, 1008 nt
Organism: Salvia splendens (bonfire salvia)
Lineage: Eukaryota; Viridiplantae; Streptophyta; Magnoliopsida; Lamiales; Lamiaceae
Exons: 6
Coding region: 191-793 (200 amino acids)
Biological process (GO): positive regulation of ATP-dependent activity; protein folding
Cellular component (GO): cytosol
Molecular function (GO): protein-folding chaperone binding; ATPase activator activity
Source: RefSeq, a predicted model, not a curated record